This is a messenger RNA of Symbiodinium sp. CCMP2592, 6345 nucleotides long. The record is from the annotation of a GenBank genome assembly. NCBI's taxonomy places the organism in Eukaryota, Dinophyceae, Suessiales, Symbiodiniaceae.
AUGUCCUCGAGCUCCCCGACUACAAGUGCGGCCGCGGCUGAUGGUGCUGCCGGAGCAGCCACGACAGUGGAGCAGUUCCGCAACGCCAUGGCGGUCUUCGAGACCUUUCCGCUUCUGGAUGACGACGACUUGCGCGUUCUGCUCAGGAGCCUGGGUUCGGUGCAGCUCCGCAGAGUGCUCGGCAUCGGGCACACGGUACUCAUGGGUACCGAUGCCCACUACGCGGCCCGGAUCUCGGCUCGCGACCGCACGCUCGAGCUGGCCCAGCAGCAGAUGCUGACGCAAGGGACAACGCCUUCGCCGAUGCCCGGACCGCUGCUCAAGAGCAUGGGGAAAGCCGCGGGCCCUCCGCUCAAGGCCAUGCCCGCCAAGCCGCCGAGCACCAGCCCGCCACCGAGCUCUUCAACGUCUCCACCUAAGCAGCCGACGGGGACGGAGCAGCCGAAGACGAAGGCCUCAAGUGUGGCCAAGGGCGUUCCGGCUACCACCACGCCCAAGAAGGCGACGAUCCAGGACCCGCCCGCCUCGCCGGCCAAAGCAAAGGCUGCCUCCGCAGCUCCGAUCGCUACGCCGGCCAAGGCCGUGGUUCAGCAGAAGCGACCGCCACAACGACCCAGCGACUACGACAGCACCUUGGCGGCAGUCUUCACCCAGCCGUACGUGGACACAGUGCCACAGGACCUUGAACUGAUGGCACCACCACCUUCGGCCUCGCCUUCGCCCGCUCCGCCUUUGCCGCCGCCCAGCUCACCGCCGGUGGAAGUUUUCUUCGACGAGCUGGCGCCCGACCUUGAGGACUUCCUGCAGGCUACGGCGGCUGCCUCGCAGCCAGUAUCCACCUCUGACGUCGAGGACGCCACGCCCGAGGACCCGGUGGAGCAGGACGACGACGGAGGCCAGGACGACGGGGACGACCAGGAUGAUGACGAUGACCAGCCCAGGGUCACCUCACGCAGGCUGCUGUGCGUGUCGCCCGCUCAGCCCGACCCGUCCUCCACGGCAGGAGCCUCGACAGCAACAGGGGCCAACGCCACAGCGGAGGACACCGACGAGGAUGAUGGGGCGCCCGGACCGAGUCAGCCGACUCCGGUGCCCGACCCGCCGGUGGCGAAAGCGUCGUUUCCUUCGCCCGCCGAGGUGUCCCGCGACCAGGCUCGCCUCGCUCGUCGCCGCGAUCGUGAAGAGCGGCUUCGCGCUUGGGAAGGGUGGCCUGAGCCAUGCGACUUGCUGACGGGCGAGACCAAUGUCGUUUGGAACUUGCCACCGGGCGUCCCGGCACAGCCUCCACCCGGCAAAUAUGCCGACCACCGCGUGGAAGGCUACUGCAACUUGGGCUGCGAGACGCGCAAAGCCGACCGCACGCCAGUAUGUCAGGGCCGGUGCUUUCGUCCCAUCAUCCGAACGCGAUCGGGGAAGGCGCUGAAGAGCGGGCCUUCUGAUUCUUCCAUGGUCAUACCACUUCACGCACAAGAAGCUGGACGCCCGCUCUGCGUAGCCGUUCUCUUCAAGGCUCAGGUUGUUUGCUCGUACGUUGUGCACGCGCGCGCACGCCACGCCAUGUCGGCUUUCGACUACCACUCGUUCGUGGACUUCAUGCAAGCAGCGGUUUCGGCCGGAUUGUCGUCGCAAACCAUCGACAAGAUGAGCGAGCUGGGGUUCGAAAGCAUACAUGAUGCGGCACUCCGCGCGAAGCACGUCGAUCAUCGACUCGCCGGUGAGAUCGAGGUCAUGUUGGUCACGUCGGGGUACAAAGACCACAUGGAAGCCAGCCAAGGGAGCGCCCCGCCCCGCGGACCCGCGCCGCGCUUCGACCAGCCUGCUCCGAGAACCUCAGCUGGCGGCAUGUUGAACAAGGCCUUGGCAGCCGCUGACCCGCUCAACUCGGAGGAGGCCUUGCGAGACUUUCGGGACAAUGUGUACGCCCGCUCCGCGCGAGCCCCGAAUGACGCUCGCUGGGUCACCUGGUGCAAAAUUUGCGCGGCCUGGGGAAUCAGCCCCGUGCCGCUGACCGCCGACACCAUCGAGAAGGUCGGCACGAGUUUUCGCAGCGGGGGCUACCGCAGCUCCGCUCAGUACUUCUCUCGGGCUCGCAAGGAGCACAUACAUGUCACGGGCCAGGCUGUCCCCCCGCCCGUGGAACUGGCGAUACGCGACGCCAUCAGGUCUAUCGAGCGAGGCAUGGGCACCAACUCCCCCAAGGACGCCUUUCGCCUCGACUCCCUCGACAUCUGCAUUGACCUGCUCGAGGAAGGGCUUCGCUUUCACCAUGCCAUGGUGGUCCUGGGAUCCUGGUUUCUUUGCCGCGAGAUCGAGCUCUCCGCGCUCCGGGUCAAGCACAUGACUCUCGAUUCCGAAAGAAAGCAAGUAUGCCUCACCCUGUCCGCGAGCAAGAACGACACCGUGGGGUCAAUGGUGCAGCGACGACACUCGUGCUAUUGCGGCACCAUCCCGGAGACGAUCUGCCCGUACCACGCGGCGCUCCGCAUCGCCGACCAGUGCUCUUCCGACUCCGAGGCCUUUAUUUUCGCAGCCGACACUGGCGAGCCCAUGACGAAGGCACAGACGAUCGAGGCGAUCCACGCAGUUCUCACCGCGGCCGACGUGCCGCUGACCAGAGCCGGAGCGCCCCUCGAGCCCGAGGUGAACAGGUUUGGGGGACACUGUCUUCGAGUCUCGGGCGCCCAACACCUGUGUCGCAUGAGAAUACCGGUGAGCACGAUCAUGUUGCUCGGGAGAUGGGGGAGUCGCGCGAUCGAGCGCUAUGUCCAGGACACCGAACUCGAGGACGCCCUCUACGGCAUCGCGGCCGCCGGCCUUCCGACUCUUCCGACUGGUCCUGCAGCCCUCAAGGACAAGACGCACGACUCCCCUCCCUGGACCCUCGUGCACAACCUGGAGGAGUCCGAGCCAGCGCCUCCGCCUCGACCGACGAAGAAAGCUCGCUCGACAAAGACAGACGCAGAGGACAAAGAGGCCGUGGCAGCAAUGAUCGGAUCGCUUGAUGACAUAGCCGCGCGCCUCGAGUCGAUCCAGGACAGGCCGGACCUGGUUUGCAAGCGCAAGGCACACAUGAGGGACCCCGAGGAGUCCUCACGACCGCCAGCGAAAUGGCGUGCUCGCUGCGGCUGGCCGUACGGCUACUCCAACUUCACCCGGGCACAUGACGAUGGUUCUCAGAACCUGUGCCUCAAGUGCUUCCCCGAGGCAGGGGCAGAAAGUCGCAAGAAGGCGGCCGGGCAGCAGCCGUCCGACACGGAGUCCACUGACAGCUACGUUGUCAUGGAUACCGGCCUGCGAGCACUUCUCCUGGACGCUGGCGCGUCAGAUGACCUGAUCGCCUACGUCGCGACCAAAGGCAUCCUCUCCACCGCGAUCUUCGCCGAGAUGGGCGAGGACGUGAAGGAGUUUGAUCAAGCUAUGGUACAGCCGCUCGCCUCGCCAUUCAAGCUCCAGGACGGCAAGGUGUUUGAAGUGAGUGACGCCGAGCUGCCAGUGGCUCGCGCAAGACUGCGCCACGCCUGGCGAAAGGCUCGCGAGAAGUCAGCACCAAACACGGCGAGCAGCUCCCCGACCACGACCGCAGCCGCAGCCACCUCGACUUCCAAGACAAAGGAGCUGCCGCCAGGGUAUUGGCAGCAGCAGAUACACAAGUAUGAAGCCGUGCUCAUACAUGGAGUUCCUCGCAAGUUCCCCGAGAUGACUCUCUUAGGAGCCGAGGCCGUCAUCGCGAAGCUCCUCAACGACGCCAAGAACCUCGCCCACAACGCGAUCCCCUUGGAGGAGAUCGUGCAGCACAGGCACUUCACCGCGGCGCUCCUCCCCAACACCCUGAGCUCAGCUCGCAAACGGGCCCGGUCACAGGAACAGGUCACCACUUUGGUCGUGAACGCCGACCUUCAGCUCGAGACCGAACCCGAGACGCCUUGGAAGCCGAAGAGCCAGGUAGCCAUUCUCGACUGCCUCGAGGCCAUUCGCGUCGCCCUGAUCUUCAUCGAGUACGCCCCGGAGAGCGACAUCGACGAGUACUUUUCAUGGUGGCAGCGGCUGGUGCGCAGCCGCCCCAACAAGAUCGACCAGCUCAAGAUCCACUGGGAGAAUACAUCGUGGCGCAUCGCUCUCGCGCUGCGCAAGAAGCAGCCUUUCAGGGACAUCGCGCACGAGAUCAUGGCCGACAGCCAGCUUCUCCAAGAGGCCAUGAGCACAGAAGUUCAGCCAGAUCGCCCCGCACGCGCCCCAAGGAACACCGAGACCCCUUGGCACGACAUCCCUCGUGGAGGCAGAGGCCGAGGCAAGGGUCGAAACGGCAAAGGCCAGCAGCGGUGGUGGGAGCGCUCGGAAGGCAAAGGGAAUGGCAAGGGUGGCGGAAAGCAUCGCUACCAACCUCAAUACGAUCGCCAGUGGAACCACUACCAAGGCCGCGGUCGCCAACAAGAGGAAGAUCGCCCACACUGGCAAGGUCACGGCAAAGGUCGCCAGCACGACGACGACAGAUCGCAAUGGUCGCCAUUGCCCCGCUCCCGAAGAUCUCCCGACGACGACAAGCAAAAGAUACCUCAGCCAGUGACGCUCCGCAGCAAGGCCGAGACCAUCCGCAUCAAGAACGGCGAUCGCCCGCCCGACAUCGUCAUGCUCAGUUUCUUCGAUGGCCUCGGCACCGCUUGUUUGAUUUGCGACGAGUACUGCAGCAGCAAUGGUCUCCAGUGGCGUGGCGCAUCGUGGGAGAUCGACCCCAACUUGAAGAAGCUGUUACAAGAACACUUCCCUGAAGUGGUGCAACGUGGCGACUUCGACCAGGAGACGCCCGAGUCUUUGCACAACUUGGUUCAGGAGCUUGACCCCGCGGGACGAGCGACUGUGGUCAUAGCAGGAGGCCCUCCAUGUCAUGACUUUUCACGCAUUCGCUCAGACGCGCCUGGUCACCAAGGUACGGAGGGAUCCAAGUUCGCUCGAUUCGCCCAGCUAGUGGUGGAUUUGGAAAAGAGAUGGCAAAGACCUCGCGCCGUCGUAAUGGUGGAGAACGUCAUCCCACAGAACAGAGCGGACAUGCGCAAGAUCGAGAAGUCCCUCGACUCGCCCGCCGUGGUCCAUGACGCCGCAGACUUCGGCACCAUAUCCCGACCAAGAGUCUGGUGGUGCAGGGUGCCAUGGCAGGAAAUCGCCCAUCGACCCGAUUGUCCUCUUCGCAUUCGGUGGACGACUAUGCAAGGCAUCCCACGAGUGCACUUCGACCUCGUCAAGGACGACCCGCACGCUUUUAAGACCGAAGGACUUUCUUUGCCGAGGUGCCUGGUCGAGGAGGGCAAGCCGCUCCCGUGUCUCACAACACCUUCAGACGACCCACAAGGACGCCCCGCUCCACGCAGCAGUAAGGGCAAGAUCAGCAGUGAAGCGAAUCAACGAUGGCGUGCCGAUCGACAACGAUUCGCUCCUUGGCAUUACGAAGCAGGUGUCAUGAUGGCGGACAGUCAAGGCCGCUUCGUGAUUCCUCCACCAUCGGUGAAGGAGCAAUGGCAUCACUUGCCACAAGGUUGGACCAGCAAGCUCUCCGAGCACGAGCGCCACAAAGCGCUAGCCAAUGGCUGGCACGCUGGAGCCGCGCGCCUGAUCUUCAUCAUGGCCAUGUUUGCCGCGACGCCCGCAAAGGCGGACAAGGAGCUCAACCCGCUAGGGGGAACCGCACUCGACAUAGCAGCUGGUUUGUGGCAAGGUCGCCCGCCACUCCUAGGCCCGGGACCUGGCGACUACGACUCCUUUGACCUCUCCUACCUGCAGGACCCCGCGGAGCACUGGAAGUUGUCACGACACAUGCCCCAUCCGGACCACCGCGACGCACUCAUGGAGCCCGGUUUGCAACAGUGGAUUCGCAUUUGGUUCCAGAUGCGUGCCCACUUGGCAGAACUACGCCUCGCAGUCGUGGAACAGGUCGAAGAGAUGGUUGCGGACAUGGAAGACGAGACCAGGUCUUGGUACCAGAGCCUCCGCCCUCACGUACAGAAGGCCUACCGGAGCACGACAGGAGUGUGCACCUUGCAGCUGCCCGCGCUUCGCAGAAUCUGUGAACUGUUUGGUUGGCAGGACCUUGGCAUUUUCGACGAGCUCACACAUGGUUUUCGACUUCUAGGACCUCUGGCUCCAGGACUCGGCUGGAAACGACGCAACGACGACCGCUACGCCAACCCUCUGGACCUCGCGGAGUUCAUGGUCAAGAACAAACAGUACGUCGUCGACAAGCUUCGUCGAUGCCGCGUCGACCCCUGCUGGAAACAGAUGGCAGACGAGAUAGCCGCCGAUGUGUCACUCGGGCGCAUGGAAGGUCCGUUCACCAGCCCUUCGGACUGGCCCUAA